Molecule: messenger RNA, 810 nt
Organism: Labrus bergylta (ballan wrasse)
Lineage: Eukaryota; Metazoa; Chordata; Actinopteri; Labriformes; Labridae
Product: sperm microtubule inner protein 11
Source: RefSeq, a predicted model, not a curated record
AUGGCUUUUUUCGGUUUGACCAACCUUGGUUAUCAAUACCCAAUAGGAGAUAAAAUGAUUGUUAAUCCGAGAGGAAAGCUUUAUUCUCAGGAUGUUGGGAUUAACAGCCAAGAAGCUCUGUGUCCAUCUCUUGAAGAAAAACAGGGAUCACUUAAAUGUACAGAAACACGCCAAUUGAACCACCUGCCUGCACGCAGCAGCACUGACAUUCACCAUGGAAGCCAUGAGCGCUAUAAGGAGAUGGUCAAACGGCUUCAAACACCUAGAGCCCCCAACCAGCUGUACGUAACGCCUCUAACAGAUAGCCAACAGUAUGGAUGGAUGUCAUCAAAAUGUCCCGAGCCAUGGACCGAAGUCAGGCGGUUUCCUCGAAAGAACAGCGAGAUGACAAAGUUUGUGAAAGAAAUGUCAUUGGCAGACCGGGAAUUCAUCCUGUUCUGAUAGUGCACGACAUUUCCCUUUUUCAAACACAUAAAAGUCACGUUGACAAAUUUGAAGGACUAUUUUAUGUGACUUUCAGAGAUUACAUUUAAGCAGGCCCAUCUUUGGGGGAUAACUUUCUAGGGCUCUGACUGCCUUUACAGAACUUCACUUCUUUAUUUUUAAAACUUAGUUACAAAGAAGUCUGAUUGUAUUAAUCUAUGAAACUCUUCAGGUUACCAUUAUCAAUACCUUUCAGAAUUCUUUAAGCAAAGGUCCUCAUAAAUAGUGUUAUGAAGACCUUAUAUUGCUACCAAAGUUUGAUUUUGAAAUUGGGAAAUAUCAAUUGUUUUAUCUACUACACCAGCCUGUGAUACACAAGGUCAAAAU